Molecule: messenger RNA, 2264 nt
Organism: Daphnia carinata
Lineage: Eukaryota; Metazoa; Arthropoda; Branchiopoda; Diplostraca; Daphniidae
Product: prolactin-releasing peptide receptor-like
Exons: 7
Coding region: 350-1996 (548 amino acids)
Biological process (GO): G protein-coupled receptor signaling pathway
Cellular component (GO): plasma membrane; neuron projection
Molecular function (GO): neuropeptide binding; neuropeptide Y receptor activity
Source: RefSeq, a predicted model, not a curated record
UCACGACUGGCAUGUGCGCUCGGAAGCUUCUCACGUUUUUUUUUUACUCUCGCUUGAUCUUUACGGGAGGGAAAUAUUAUCACAGUGAGGUCUGGUCGCUUUGGAUUCAGUUGCUGAUCGACUGUGCCAAUGGAUAGAGGUCCACGGGUUCCUCAAUCUAACACACCACGGUUUUAAUUUCGUUUAAAGUGUACCUUCUAUCAAAUGCUCUACUCCACUACGAAAGCACUUCAGAUAACACAAAGGUUCAUUAUUGUAGAGUCGGCGCUGCUGAUUGCAGCCGCCUGACAUUUGACACGUCAAAACGAGAAACGUUCCUGUUAUUAUUGACAAACCAAAAUAGACCAAGAUGGCGUAUGAAAUGCUUGAUGAUGACAUGGCAAUCAACAAUGUGAGCAGUAGUCUGCUCUUGACGACCGGUGGUGUUGGCGUCAAUAACAAUAAUCUGUACGAGAGUAACACGACGAACUGGACGAAUUGGGCGAAUUGGACCAACGAGGAAGAUUACCUGAAAAGCAGCCCCGUUGUCCAGGUGAACAUCUACAUCUUGUACGCCGUCAUCUUCACAGUGGGACUGGUGGGAAAUGUACUCGUCGUGUUCGUCGUAGCACAAAACAAGGCCAUGCAAACAGUCACCAAUUGUUACAUCGCCAAUCUCGCCCUGUCUGACAUUUUGCUCUGCGUAUUGGCUGUGCCCUUUACCCCACUCUACUUUUUCCUCAAAGAGUGGAUCUUUGGCAAAAUCCUUUGCCACUUGGUGGCAUAUUCACAGGGGACUUCGGUGUACGUGUCGACGCUGACGCUGACUUCCAUCGCUAUCGAUCGCUUCUUCGUCAUCUUGUAUCCGUUCCGGCCACGCAUGAAAAUGACCACCUGCUGGAUCACGAUUUGUGCCAUCUGGUUGGUGGCCCUCUGUGCCACUCUUCCCUACGGUAUUUUUGUUGACAUUCGAGUCAUUGGCAACGUCACCUACUGCGAAGAAAGCUGGACGUUAGAUUCUGACCGGCAAAUCUACGGAGCCGUUACGUCCGUCAUGCAAUUUGUUGUCCCUUUCGUUAUUAUGGCCUUCGCCUAUACCAAGGUGUCGCUCAAGUUGGCCGAUCGCAGCCGGGAGAAGGCCAAGAUCCGUUUGAGGAGCUGCCGUGGAGAAGAGCUGGAUCGGGAACGGAAGCGUCGCACCAACCGCAUGCUCAUCGCCAUGGUGACGAUAUUUGGGGCGUCAUGGAUGCCCCUUAACCUGAUCAAUCUGCUCAACGACCUCUAUGCCGAGUCAAUGGCUUGGUGGAAAUACUACAAUCUCGCCUUCUUUUUGGCUCACACGAUAGCCAUGUCAUCUACUUGUUACAACGUAUUCCUUUAUGCCUGGCUCAACGACAAUUUCCGGAAGGAACUCAAGCGCAUUCUGCCUUGCUUUCCAGCUCACUCCGCUUCGAAUAGCGUUCCAGCUGCAGCUAGCGUCAUGAAUCCAGGGAUUGGAGCCAUGGCUGCUGAUGCUGUUUCAGCUGUUAAUCGGAAGCGUUCCGUCAACGGAGAGCGUGAUUCUCAUCCACGCUCAAAUCAGAUGAUUCAAUCAGCUCAGUCAGAGUCUGAUGGUGAUGCUGAAUGUGCUACAUGUGUGCAGAUCCUGCUUCCGGGCGAGACGGAAGACGGUGAAAUGAUGAAUAACGACGAGCAGCCAACAUUUGAACCCAUGACAACGAUAACGAGUACGGUUGAAAUCACGGCCAAUCCCGUCGGUUCAUCUCCCGUUGCCGAAGGCAAGUUGGCCAAUAAAAACAUUGUUGAUCGGAAUCAUCUUCACAGCAGACACCAGCAGCAGCCAUCGGCCAUGAUUGAACUGACCCCCAUGACCUAUUCGUCCGUCACGUCCGACACCUGCCCCCAGUGUUCCUCGGCGGCAGCCAAGACGUCUUUCAUGACAUUUGACGAGCUGGCUGACGCCAUCGUUAUCAGCAGCGCUAACAACCCAUCAACUGCAGCCGUCACCAACUGUUAACACACGCGGCUGUCGCCACCAUGCAGAACCACAAAACAACAUCUUUCCUGUCAAUUCAAUGUUUCGAUAUAAACUGCAAUUUGUUUUUUUGUGUCGCCUGUUUCUGAAAUGAGAAAAUGCUGUACAAAGCUGGUCAAACCCCUCAAUUUGUUUGAAAUGAAUUCGUGUUAAAUAUAUACAUUUUGCAUGUCGUUUUUUGAAUGUUAUGGACGUUGAAGCGCUUUGAUUGUUACAAGAAUGAAAUAUACUCGACUAUGACGCUAUCAAA